Molecule: messenger RNA, 1666 nt
Organism: Phialemonium atrogriseum
Lineage: Eukaryota; Fungi; Ascomycota; Sordariomycetes; Cephalothecales; Cephalothecaceae
Product: Alpha/Beta hydrolase protein
Exons: 5
Coding region: 31-1620 (529 amino acids)
Molecular function (GO): serine hydrolase activity
Source: RefSeq, a predicted model, not a curated record
AGCUCCCCUACCCGUCUUCAACGAAUCAAAAUGGCCGAGUUUUCGCAUCCAGAAAUUGGCAAGAUCAAGGGUAUUCGUGAUGGGAAAGUUCUCUCCUUCAGAGGCUUGAAGUAUGCUUCGCUAGAACAUGGAUUCAGCGACCCAAUGCCUUUGUUAAACAAGGCGCAUGGUGUUGUCGAUGCUAGGACACAUGGGCCAACAGCUAUCAGUCCCCCUAUGGGAUGUGACAUGGAGCUAGGUUUGAUCCAGAAGAGUCUCCCUCAUGAUUCGUUCAAAAUGUCGGAUACGGAAUGUUUGAACCUGAAUCUCUGCAUACCCGCGGAGCAGCCGUCGACACCUAUCCCGGUAUUCGUAUUCUUCCACGGAGGAGGGUUCAUGAUUGGUUCCAACGCUUGGCCACAGUACGAUUUGGCUCGUAUUGUUGCACUUGGGGAGGAAAUAAACCAGCCGGUGAUUGGGAUUCAAAUCAACUAUCGACUUGGGGUCCACGGGUUCCUUUACUCAGAGGCGAUGGGAAAGGCUGGCAUCAAGCCGAACCGUGGGUUGUUAGACCAGCGAGCUGCCUUGACGUGGAUAACGGAGAAUAUUGCGGGUUUUGGGGGAGAUCCCAACAAGAUAACUGUCUGUGGCGAAAGUGCUGGAGGAGUCUCUGCCAUGUUGCAUCUCCAGUCAAACGAACCUCUCUACACACAACUUGUGGCCAUGGGCGGCAACUCUUUGGUGUUGAAUCCAAUCCCGCUUGAAGUCGCUGAGGCUACAUACAAUACUGUUCUCUCGACACUCAAGAUCGAUCCUGCUUCGUCAUCUGAAGCGCAGCUCUGUUCCAUUCUAAAGCUAUCGCCGGAGUCGUGGUUGCAGGCGAUCGGCCCAAACGUGCCAAUGCUCCCUGUUGUGGUUGGCGAAAUUGUUCGGCACUUUCCAACUUACGCCCAAUGGCAUCAAACAGAAGAUGAGGCUAAUCUCCCUGGACGGGCUUGGUGUCGUCGCAUCAUGAUCGGCGAUUGUCAAUUUGACGGGAGCAUCUUGGCUUAUGCCCUUAUGGGCAAAAAGGCCGGCAUCUCAACGUCAUUCCGAAAUUCAUUCUUGUCGAGCUUGAAUGGAAACCAAAACCUCGUGCAGGCAAUCUGCACUGCGUACAACAUCACCGACCAGAUCAGUGACGAUGAAGCUCUGUCCAACAUCCUCAAAUUUGUUACUGAUUUGCGCUUCUACGCAUCUGCUCUAACAAUUUCCCAAGGAUGGCCAGGUUCGGCCUAUGUCUACCAUUUCAAUGAACCCAAUCCAUGGGAUGGGCCUUGGAAGGGGGAGUCCACCCACAUACUGGACGUGGCGUUCCUCUUUCAGAACUUCAACCAGCAUCUUGAGCCACGCCAGCGGGAGUCGGCACGAAAAUUUGCCACCGACUUCAUCACAUUCGUCGCUGGAGAAGAACCGUAUGCAGCAUACGACUCACAGGAGGGAGGUGCUCAAGUUUACGGUCCUCCGUGCGAGAACGGACCGCGCUUCAUUCUUGGCAAAGACCCUGAAAAUUACCUGCGCCGCAAGCAUGUAUGGGAUAUUGCGACGGAAGCUGACUUGGACACCUUGUCUAGAGCAUUUGACAAAUUCAUUGCUAGUUAGAAUAUCAGAAUUAGGUCAUGGAUGAGCAGUCUUAGCCCUACGACAA